CAUCCAGUCAAGUCCCGGUUUCACUUUCAGUACACCACUAUCUCUGGGUUACUCACUAUUUACGAGCAUACAUUCUCCUCGGUAGUUGGCCAAGCAUCUUCAUUAUGAGCACCUUCCACAAGUUUGUAAUUUCGGGCAUGGUGGUCCUGGCUGGAGCACUCUUCGUUACUGCUGAAGACACUACUAUCAAAAUUAAGAACCCGUCUCCCCAUAAACACCAGCAGGUGUACUGCCAAGCUCCUCCCACUGCUCCUGAAAGGCUGGAAAGGAUUAUUGAACAGUGCCAGGAUGAUAUCAAAACCGCUCUUCUGCAAGAGGCACUCAACGUUCUGACUGACACAUCUCCAAGAGAUCUCGUCAAGAAGACAAGGAGCAAGAGAGAAGUUUUCUCCGGCGAAGAGAAAAGAAUAGCAGGGUGUCUGCUGCAAUGCGUGUACAGGAAAGUGAAAGCUGUUGACGACCAAGGAAUGCCCACAGUGCCAGGGCUGGUGAGACUCUACUCAGAAGGCGUCCAAGACAGGAACUACUACGUCGCCACAGUUCAGGCCGUUCAGCAAUGUGUGUCUGCAUCUCAGCAUUUCCGAUACUACAAUCCCCAAGUUCUCAAAGAAGAUGGAUACACUUGCGACCUGGCUUAUGACAUGUUCAACUGCGUGAGCGACAAGAUUGAAGCAUUCUGUGGCAGGACGCCUUGAAUCAAACUACAGCCUUCUACAACAAAAUACUACUUCCGCUGGAAAA
Nilaparvata lugens (brown planthopper) is the source of this 741-nucleotide messenger RNA. It is a transcript of the gene Obp73a, whose product is annotated as general odorant-binding protein 70. Lineage: Eukaryota; Metazoa; Arthropoda; Insecta; Hemiptera; Delphacidae. The coding region runs from base 105 to 695 and encodes 196 amino acids. Gene Ontology annotation, molecular function: odorant binding. The record is from RefSeq and is a predicted model, not a curated record. The transcript is spliced from 7 exons.